UCUAUGGUCACCGCCUAUAAAUUUUGUUAGCAAAAUACGUUGAAGUACAAUUGAAUAGUUUCUUAUGUCUAAGAAUUUAGUUUGUUUUUACUGCAAGUACUCUUGAGUUUGGUUAUUAAUGAUAACUUAUGUAGACGCUCGUACAGACGGCACCGGUUGUGAUGACUCAUUGUUACCAGAGCAGGGGCCACGCAUGUGAAACCUCAACACAACUCGAAAAUCAGAUGAUCAUCUUGAGUCUUGGUCUACAUUUGGGAUGCUUGCUUUUGACAUUGGUCAGUGCACAAGUAAUGCUACCAAAUAGUGACUGGAAAUGCCCUCAACACUGGAGUCAGUUUGAAUCAUCUUGCUACCGAUUUAUGAAGUCUCCACUGCGUAAUCGAAAUGAUGCUAGACGGAAUUGUCAGGCUUAUAGUUCUGAUCUAGUUAGCAUAAACAGUUUGGAAGAACAUGGAUUUUUAAUAUACCAGUUACUUUGGCAAGAUCCUCAACAUCGUAGGUGGUACACAAGUGCUUUUCAGCAAAGUCCUGACUAUUGGAUUAAUGAAGGUGAUGGAACUCAGCUUGUUAAUAUGGACAGUGCCUUUCUUCCAGAACAGCAGCAACCACAACCAAUGUCACAAUCAGUAGCAAAUAAAGAUUUUCUUGUAUACAGUUUUUCGAAUCUGCAGAAGCGUUGGGGCUUUGAAAAAGUAACAGGCGAUGAGCUACUACUAUUUAUUUGUGAGGCUCCUGUUUCAAAGUUGCACUAUAUGGUGGUUGAUGAUCGUACAUAUCAGUAUGGUUUGGAUGUGAUUGAUCCUGAAAAAAUACCCCGUGGGCCAUUUUUUAUCAAGCAACCCCAUGAUGUUGUGUUCGAUAUGUCUAAGAAGAAGGAAACUAAUGAUGUUUCACUUAGCUGUUUUGCUGGUGGUUAUCCAACACCAACAUACAACUGGUUCAAAGAGGACUAUGAAAAUGAUCGUUUGGUGGCCAGACAAAUAGAUCCUUUUUCAGAUAAGCGUUACACUUUAACUGGUGGAACACUUAUUAUUUAUGACCCACAACAGAUUACAGACAGGGGCACAUACCAUUGCAAAGCAACCAAUAAAUUUGGUACUAUUGUGUCAGAAAGUGUUCAGCUUUCAUUUGGAUAUAUAAAUGAAUUUAAUCUUAAACGAGCGGCUGAAUCGGGAAAUCAAAACUGGGGAAAAGCUAUAUACUGUGAUCCACCACCACAUUAUCCAGCUGUGAAAUACUAUUGGGUUCGUGACACAUUCCUGAACUUAGUUGAAGAAGAUAAGCGCGUUUUUGUCUCAUACGAUGGUGCACUGUAUUUCUCUGCAUUGGAACAUAUUGACACAGGAAAUUAUAGUUGCAUGGUGCAGAGUAGUGUUUCAGAUAAGGGCCGCAAUGGCCCAUUCUUUCGUCUCACAGCAAAUCCUCAUUCAAAUUAUCAACAACUUCAGUUUCCUAAUCACUUUCCAAAGGCUUUUCCUGAUGCCCCAGUUGCAGGAAAAGAAGUUAGAUUGGAGUGUGUUGCAUUUGGCUAUCCAGCACCAUCAUAUAAUUGGACGAGGCGAGGGGCUAGUUUGCCUCGUGGAGCAGUUAUAAGUAACUACAACCGUGUACUCACCAUUCCAAGUGUACAAGUAGAAGAUCAGGGUGAAUAUGUGUGCAGAGCACAUAAUGAUAGAGCAGCUAUUGAAAACAGUGUUUUUCUUAGCAUACAAGCUGAACCAAAUUUUACUAUACCACUGACUGAUAAGCAUAUGGACAAUGGAGGAGAACUUACAUGGACUUGUGAAGCAUUUGGAAUUCCAGAUGUAAUGUACAGUUGGUUACGAAAUGGAGAAUUGCUUGAUGUUUCAAGAUUGCCAGAUCAAGAUAGAGACCGCUAUAACAUUGUGGAUAAUGUGUUAAUUAUUCAGCACUUGGACCCUGAGAGAGAUCAAGCUAUGUAUCAGUGCAGAGCUUCAAACCAGCUGAAAACAAAGUUUUCUUCUGCUCAGCUUCGAGUUCUUUCUUUGAAACCAUCAUUUAAAAAACAUCCGUUGGAAGCAGAAACUUAUGCUGCUGAAGGAGGCAAUAUCACCCUAUUCUGUAAUCCAGAAGCAGCCCCAAGACCCAAGUUCAUUUGGAAGAAAGAUGGAAAUGUCAUCGGUGCUGGAGGACGUCGCAGGAUUCUUGAAAACGGCAACCUCAUCAUCAGUCCAGUUUCACGCGAUGAUGAAGGUGUCUAUACUUGCAAUGCCCAAAAUAUGUAUGGCUCUGAUGAAAGUCGUGGAAGGCUUAUAGUUUUAAGGGGCCCGAGAUUUUUGCAGGAAAUGGUGCCUCAAUUAGUAACGUCAGUUCAGAGGAAUGUUGAACUUCAGUGCCAUGCUGUCUCAGAGGAAAUCCUUGAUGUUGCUUAUAUUUGGACACACAAUGGGCUUCGAAUUAAGGAUACAGAUUCAAUGCGCACAAGAGUGAAUAUUGAUGGUGGUGUUUUGGAUAUUUACAAUACAACUUUGGCUGAAGCUGGAGAUUAUGAAUGCAUAGUGAAGAGUGCAGUCGGUAGAAUUUCAUCCAAAACUUCAUUGAUAGUUGAAGGUCCACCUGGCCCACCAGGUGGUGUUCAGGUCAUCAGCGUUGUGAAGACUUCAGCAACAAUUCAGUGGACAGAUGGUGCGUCAAAUGGACGCCCAAUCACCAAGUAUUUGGUCCAUGGUCGUACUAACUGGAAUAACACUUGGAUAGUGUUAGUUGAAAAUGUUUUUGCAAGGGAAGUGAAUCGCUAUAAUGGGAGAAAGGAAACCGUUCUGGAGAACAGCCUCUCACCGUGGUCAAGCUAUGAGUUUCGUGUUGCGGCUAGCAAUGAUCUUGGCUAUGGCCCACCUUCGUCACCGUCUCCAGUGUACAGUACGCCUCCAGAUCGCCCUUACAAGGCUCCUGCAAAUAUCGGUGGAGGGGGUGGCAAAAUUGGUGAUCUGACCAUUACAUGGCAGCCAUUGAAACCACAAGAUCAAAAUGGGCCUGGUAUACACUACAAGAUAUUUUGGAGAAGAAAAGAUAAUGAAAUUGAAUUUAAGACACUUGUUCUGAAGGAGUAUGGAAAUAUUGGCCUGUUUGUGGUCCACAUUCAACAUGAAUUUUACUACACCAAAUAUGAUGUCAAAGUUCAGGCAAUAAAUGAAGUCUCAAGUGGUCCAGAAUCUGAAAUUGUUACGAUUUACAGUGCAGAAGAUAUGCCCCAGGUGGCACCUGUUCAAGUGGCUGCUUUGUCGUACAAUUCAACAGCUUUAAAUGUGAGCUGGUUGCCCAUAGAUCAGACAAGGGAAAAGAUACGAGGAAAACUUAUUGGUCACAGGUUGAAGUACUGGAGGAAAGAUAGUCGUGAAGAAGAGGCUACUUAUUACUUGAGCCGAAGCACACGUUCAUGGGCAGUUAUUGUCGGUCUGCAGCCAGAUACAUAUUAUUAUGUAAAAGUUAUGGCAUACAAUUCUGCCGGAGAGGGUCCUGAAAGUGAACGGUAUCUUGAGCGAACAUACAGAAAAGCUCCUCAGAAUCCACCAUCAUCUGUUCACGUAAUAGGUGUUGAUCCUUCAACAGUAAGGGUUGUGUGGCGGUAUGUUGCCCCAAGUUUGGAAGAGGAACCUCUUAUUGGUUAUAAGGUUCGUGUCUGGGAAGUUGAUCAAGAUAUGAGCACAGCAAAUGAUACAAUUAUUUAUGUUGGCUCAAAAUUGGAGGCAUUGAUCACAAAUUUAUCUCCAGGAAAAACGUACCACAUGCGAGUACUGGCUUUUUCAACUGGAGGUGAUGGAAGAAUGUCCUCACCAGCUCUGACAUUUCAAAUGGGUGAACCAGCAGCUUAUGUGUCACCUUUACACAGCAUGUCAAUAAGCUUACAGUCUACUGCAGUGCUUAGACUUAUGUUAUUUGUGCUGUUAUGCUUUUACACCUUUUGAAAAGCAUGAACGUUUAAUACUCAUAUUUUGCUGAAAGUGUCCUUUAUAUAAUUAAGCAGACACACAAAUUUUAAUUCUUACCUCAACUCUAAAUGUAAAUUACUAUUCAGUUUUAAAUUAGGCAUUUAAUAGACACUAUCAUGUAAUAAUAUAAGUGAAAUGUGUUCAUGCAUAAUUGCAGUGCUUGCACAAAAUAUUAAUUUUUGCAUUUAUUUAUAUUAUAACAAAGUUCGAGAGGACUACUAAUGUUGACUGUAGCUGUGCAAAGAAAUGAGGAAUUUCUUUCUUUUUACUUAAUUUCAUAAUUUAUAUGGCAGCUUUUUUUUGUGGCACUGAAUUUUGUAAUGGAUCUUAAGUAUUUUUAUGUGUGUGUGUGUUUGUGAUAUAGGUAUGGUACUCACUCACAUGUGAAAGAUUGGUACUAAUACCUGCAUUACAUACCAGUACCGUUUGUUAGUUAAGUGGCUUAGAAAUUACGCAAAAAUGUCAUAUGCUAUAAUUGUUCAAACAGAACUGUAUGUCCAGUAGCAUAAAUAGAACCAUAAGGAAAUAUGCUCCAUUUAAGUAUAUUAAAGCAAUGUUUUUCUAUUUUAAUGAGAUUAAGGUAUGUUGUUUUUCAUUUAGUUAGAAUUUCACAUGGGAUAAUAUUUUAUACAUGUCCAUAUACUGUAGUUUUAUUUGCUUUGUUCACAAAGUUUCGUUUAUUUGUUGACUGUUGUGUGUGGUUAAAAAAUGUUAUGCUUUAUGAGAGCUGGUUUUUGUCAGGUAAUUUCAAGAACAUGUCUUUGAAUGUUUAUGUUUGAAAGCACCUUAAUGAAACAAGUGCCUAAAAGAAAACUCCUUCAUUGUUUAAAAUUACUUACUGCAGUUUUGUUUUGAAUUAACUUCAUACAUAGAUUUUUCAGUUCAUGAUGUUGCUAAUUUUUUUUUCAUAAGUACGGUAAUUAAUUUGCAUAGAUUCUAUCAAUUAAGUAUUUUGUAUGUUACUUCCACUGACUAUUAAGAUUAGUUAGUUGUCCAUGCUUCAAACUUGUACCAGAGGUACAUUAUAAUUAAGUAUGCAAGUUUUACUUGCUGUUUUGAAAUUUUAGAAAACUUUCAUUGAUAAAGUCAAAAGAUAUUCUGCAUAUACAUCCGUCCAGUAGUACACUAAGUACAAUUAAAUCCUGAGUGCAUGUUUCUUUAUUUUGUAUGCUAGAUGUUAUGUUUUAAAAAAAUGUUUUUUUUUGUAUUAUUAACUGUAGAAAGGCAGUUUCUCUUGUAUCUGUUUACUAUGGUUGUGUGUUUUUUUAACCAUUUUAGUAACUUGUAAAAUAUAUAUAUUUUUUAUAUUUUCAUACUUAAAAGUGCAUAUAGACUUUAUAUAAAUAAUAUCAGGGUUGCUACAAGUAUAGACAAGCAGGUAGUGAAUACCAAGGAAAGUUAGUCACAAAAUUCCCUAAAUUUUCUUUUUGCAAGAACAAAAUGUAUUGUUCAAUAUGCUACUCCUGUUUUUUAAUGUUUACCACAUACCUUUCUGUUUUUCAAGUGCCAAUAAUGCCUGUCUCUUUACAUUUUCUCACAGUAUAACUGGCAUUUUUUUCUCUACAUCCCCUAUAGCAUAAUCAACUUUCUGAGUGGGUCACAAGAACAAUUUUUAAAAAAUAAACACAAUUAAUUUAAAAUUAUAAACACUAUUUUUGAACUGUUGUGAGAAAAAAAAUGUCUACUAAUAAAUGAAACAUGGUAGUAAUUGGGUCAAACAAAUUUAUCCCCUAGUUGAGAGGUCUUAGCUUUAAAUAACUCUGAACUUCUGGAGGAAACACUGAGCAUGGCAUUUAUUUUAGCAAGCUCAUUGCACUUUUUCAAUUGCUUUAUGCUUUAAAAUCACAGAUUUUAAUGUUGAAAUAUUAAUUAAAUUUAAUUCAAUCUCAUGUUUCCAGCAAAUAAAUUGUAAACAAGAAAGUAGAUUUAGCAACAUGCAUGCAGUUUAUAUUUUCAGUUAUCCUGCAAAGAAUUGAUAGGAUUUAUGACAGAAAUUUUACAAAUAAAAUUGUACUAUGAUCUCCCCCCAACAUUAUAGGAAACAUCAGGGAAUUCUAGUUACCUGAGUUGUAGCAACCCUGAUAAAAUAAUUUACUAAUACAUUCCGUCCAUUUUAUGAACCAAUAUGCACUUAGUAUUAGAUAAUUUUUGACAGUCAAGUGUAAUGCAUCUGUCAUGUUUACAUGUGUACAUGUGAUAACAAUGGUUUUAGAUAUAUAUUCUUAUAAAUUGCAAUACUGUUGGACAAUAUUACAGUGAAAGUAUUAUUUUUAUACCAAAUAAAACUGUACUUGGAAAA
Molecule: messenger RNA, 6249 nt
Organism: Bacillus rossius redtenbacheri
Lineage: Eukaryota; Metazoa; Arthropoda; Insecta; Phasmatodea; Bacillidae
Gene: Cont
Product: contactin
Exons: 23
Coding region: 162-3926 (1254 amino acids)
Biological process (GO): cell-cell adhesion
Molecular function (GO): protein binding
Source: RefSeq, a predicted model, not a curated record